This is a messenger RNA of Limanda limanda (common dab), 1095 nucleotides long. It is a transcript of the gene nkx2.4b, whose product is annotated as NK2 homeobox 4b. Gene Ontology annotation, molecular function: RNA polymerase II cis-regulatory region sequence-specific DNA binding; DNA-binding transcription factor activity, RNA polymerase II-specific. Gene Ontology annotation, cellular component: nucleus. The transcript is spliced from 2 exons. The record is from RefSeq and is a predicted model, not a curated record. Gene Ontology annotation, biological process: regulation of transcription by RNA polymerase II; cell differentiation. Lineage: Eukaryota; Metazoa; Chordata; Actinopteri; Pleuronectiformes; Pleuronectidae. Bases 1 to 1095 code for a protein of 364 amino acids.
AUGUCCUUCAGCCCGAAGCUCUGCAGCCGCUUCUCCGUCAGCGACCUCCUGAGCCCGAUGGAGGACCCCAGCUACCGGAGGCUCGGGGGGCUGGAGCCCGCCUACCGGCCGCAGCACGUCUCCCAGCCCGGUACGCAGCAGCAGCAUCCUCCUCAUCUCCACCACCAUCACCACCACCACCAUCACCACCACAUGUCCUCCCCAUCUUCAUCCUCCUCCUCCUCCUCCUCUUCCUCAGCCUCGGCCUCCACCGCUGCAGCCGCCCUGGGACCCGGCGGGCCCUACCACGUCACCCACCACGUGCCCCACGGGGGGUCGCAGUUCCCCGGGCCCGUGGGGGGAUUCUGUAACGGGGGUCUCGGGACCGAGCUGCCGGCCUACCAGGACCCGGUGCGUGGGGGGGGAGCGGCGGCGUGGUACGGGAACCCGGAGCCGAGAUACCCGACAAUCUCCCGGUUCAUGGGCCCGUCCUGCGGGAUGAGCCUGCCCGGGAUGGGGGGCUCGCUCUCCGGGAUGGGGGGCUCGCUCUCCGGGAUGGACCCCCCCGGAAGCAAGGCGCUGCACGCGGGCCCUCGCAGGAAGCGGCGCGUGCUCUUCUCGCAGGUCCAGGUCCUGGAGCUCGAGCGGAUCUUCAAGCAGCAGAAGUAUCUCUCGGCCCCGGAGCGCGACCACCUGGCCGGACUCAUCCACCUCAGCGCCAACCAGGUGAAGAUCUGGUUCCAGAACCACCGCUACAAGCUCAAGCGACAGUCCAAGGACAAGACCCCGGCCCCGGCCCCCGGAGGAGGGGCAGGAGGAGCCGGUCUGUCCCGGUCCUCCUCCUCCGGGUCUCCGGUUCUCUCCAAGACCGGGAAGAGCUCCAGCCUGCCCGGGGACCGGCACCGCAGCUCGGGGGACGGGGUGACACCGACCCCGCUGCAGCAGCAGGUGAACCACAUGUCGUCCCCGGAGGAGCUGGAGGACUUGUCCCCCUUGUCCUCCAGUCCUCCGAUGGGACUUCAUGCGCAGAUGAACAUGACGCAAACGGACGCGGCGCUCAUUGAAUACAGCAACAGCAUGAUGGGCUCCAGCCUGCUGUACGGGAGGACAUGGUAG